AUGAAUGGCAGCACGAUAUUGCGCUUGAAACCCCUUUUCGGGCCCUUCUUCACCUACCAUACUGACGAACCAUCGCUUCAAUUGGUACACAAAGAGAAAUACUGGAUAGAAUUCAGAUACGAGUGGAUAGGAGAGAUGGCGGAUCGAGAUACUCCGAGUCAAAGCUUCCAAGAAGCCGUUGAGCAGAACUCGCCUGACAAUUCAGAGCCUAUGGAAAGAGCUCGGUGUCUCGGAGAUAACUAUCUAGAUAAAUACUUUCAAACACAGGAUACGACCGACCUAGAUGCUGCGAUUCAGCAUUACCAAGAAUACCUUCUGAUGAAACAACUUGACGAAGACCGUGAGGGACUACUUACGGCUCUCGGAAACGAGUUCAAUACGAGAUAUGUCGUAACAAGACAACAAUCAUAUAGCGAUACAGCUAUCAGAUUAUUCCAAGAACUAGUUGACCGGACGCCUCUUGGUCAUCGUCAUCAUUCGUUUCGGCUCCACUAUCUCGCUACUGCAUAUCGUGAUAGGUUUACAAUAACAGGAGAUGAAGCAGCUAUAGACGCGGCAAUCAAGUGGUACAAACAGAGCGCCGACCAUGGAAAAUUGGAAGAGAGAUAUGCACUACGGAUAGGCAACCUUGCAGCUGGAUAUCGGGAUAAAUCCCACCGGAAUUCUGACCGAACAACGGCGAUAGCAGACAGGGAGGCAGCGAUUCAACUCUUCCAAAAGGGCCUUGACCACAUUUCAUCGACAGUCCGACAGCGAUAUGCGUGCGCGAAAGAUUUGUUCCCUCUUUAUGCUGAUUAUGGUUCAUGGCACAAAGCCUAUGCUGUUGCGAAGACUGCGAUCCACCACAUACCAUUAAUGGCCACGAGAGACGACUUCAACGACGUGAUACAGAUUCAAUGUAUUGAGUUUGCUGGAUUGGCUUCACUUUCUGCAGCAAUGAUCCUAUAUACAAUAAAUGACCUGCUUGAUGCUAUCCAACUCCUUGAACUUGGUAGGGGCGUCCUUGCCAAAUAUCUGAGCGAACGGCAUGCCGAUGUUUCAACCAGUCUAAAGGACUAUCCCGACGUUCAAAGAGACUAUAUUGAUCUCAGAAAUCGGCUGUACGGAUUAGAAACAUCGGAGCCAGAUGGGAGAACGUGGAACAGAUACGGACGAUCUCUUGCGCGCGCAAAAGCGUUGAGAGAUAUGGAGCAGCUGACAUCCAAAAUCCGAGACCUACGAGGCUUGAAGAACUUCAUGGUUCCUCCAGGAAAAGAGGAAUUCCAAAAUGCUGCGAAACAUGGGCCCAUUUGCAUUAUCAAUGUCACCAAAUAUCGCUGUGACGCAAUAAUUAUCAAAGCUGAUGGCCUGCGGCAUCGGGCAUUGCUGAAGCUCAGAAGUGAUAGAGUGAAGGCCAAAGCACAAAACGGUGACUUUAGUAGCGUUAAGACCUUAGAGUGGAUGCGGGAUGUCAUCGCGCAUCCAGUGUUUGAGGAGUUGGGCAUCACCGAACCUUCAGCUGAUGGCAAGUGGCCCCAUAUUUGGUGGAUUCCUACUGGCCUCCUGGCCAAGUUCCCGCUACAUGCGGCCGGGUAUCAUAAGUCAACGUCCUCCAGAACGGUGCUUGAUCGAGCCAUGUCCUCAUAUAGUUUGUCUGUGAGGGCAAUAAUUGAUGGCCGUGCAACUCGAGAUCCAGCAGCUGCGCAACUAGCACCACCUAAAGCGCUUCUCAUGGUAAUUCCCGACACUCCAGGAAAAGAUCCGCUUCGUUUUGCAACCAGGGAGGUAGCGGCCGUACGCAGCCUGUGUAAAUCAAUGAAAUGGGACCCCAUCAACCAGGUCAACGGAAAGCCGAUAUCAUUGAAUAUCUACCGCAAUCACGCACCCUUUCUCGCCUAUCUCUCUGCGUGUGGAACCGGGGAGAUCAACGAUGAAACAUUUCUCGACGAGAGUGUCCAUCUCAUCAACGCUUUUCAGGUAUCAGGAUUUCGCCACGUCACCGGCACCCUAUGGAAGGUGAACGACAAGAUCUGUGCGGACGUCGCAAGCAUCACGUACGGAGGCAUUAGGGAUGGACUCAUGACGGAUGAAUCUGUAUGUUUGGGUCUUCAUCAAGCUAGCCGGAAACUUCGGGAUGAUUGGAUAGCCAGAACAAGUCCCAGGCGUGAUGUGAAUCAUGAGCUGGCUGCUAGACAUGAUGCAAAUGGCAGCGAUAAGAGGGAUGAUGAUCAAUCUAGACACAUUGGCUCAGGUGGUUACAAUGAGAGUGGGUUGUUAAAUUGGGUUCCUUAUGUUCAUUUUGGUGUUUAGUCUCCUUUGGUGUUUGGUUUACAUCUGUUUGAAGAGUUGGCGAGCUAGUAUGUUCUUAAUGUAUUAAGGAUCCAUUC
This is a messenger RNA of Hyaloscypha bicolor E, 2366 nucleotides long. RefSeq lists its product as uncharacterized. Gene Ontology annotation, molecular function: protein binding. Bases 1 to 2289 code for a protein of 762 amino acids. NCBI's taxonomy places the organism in Eukaryota, Fungi, Ascomycota, Leotiomycetes, Helotiales, Hyaloscyphaceae. The record is from RefSeq and is a predicted model, not a curated record. The transcript is spliced from 3 exons.